AUGGUACAAACGCGCUCUAACACUGACCCGGAACAGGUCUAUGGGGAAUUCUUUCGCAAGUGUAAGGAAGAGAAAGUCCUUGACAUGUCGCUCUUCCAACUGAUCCCGAUCAAGUUACUCGAAACACGGGCACUCGAGAAGAAAAUCGCCCUUGAAGACCUGGUGGAAGUCCGUGACAAGUAUUUAGACACCUGUCACCCCGACUGGGUUCGCAAGUUUCGAGCGUUGGUGAGUGAGCUUCAGAAGAAGGCCAUACCACAACUCGACCUUACACCUCUACUGACGACAAGAGAAUUUAGAGAGGCACAGAAGAACGGGCCUCCGACGUUCUCGAAGCAGAACUCAACCUCGUCAGUGUCGAAGUCUAGCCUCGACUCUGCUCCACACAAGAGAGAAAGAGAACAGACCUAUGGGUUCGAGGCAGUGGAAGAUAUAGAGAGCUUAAUGUUCGACCCGAUGUCCCUGAUUGCCCAACUCAAGCGUAAAAAGGCGAGCAUCCCGAAACUCUUUGAGAUGAAAGUGCGCAUAAUAUCACAGGCCAUCUACCAUCCUACGAUAGAGAAUUCGGAGUUGCUGAUUGACGCCUUAGACACAAUUCGAAACGAGGGGGUGAUAUCGCAGAGACAGAGGGACCGACUUUUGAUUUCCAUUAUAGCGUACGGCAAAGACGCGACAAUUAAGAGAAUGGAAUCUGGUACACUGGACCGACCGCUGAACAUAUAUGCUAAGAGCUCGAGAAAGAAGCCUGGGGACAACAAACAGACGUCUCCGAAGAAGGCUUACGAGCAGAAAAGCGGCGGCAAUGGUAACCAGCAGUCGAAUAAUAAAGGCAAGAAGCCUUACAACAAGAGCCGACGAAAUAGUUACAAGCCGACGGAAGCCACCACUAACUGGACUGAGACGACCAAAUAG
Messenger RNA from Gregarina niphandrodes, 912 nucleotides. RefSeq lists its product as hypothetical. The coding region runs from base 1 to 912 and encodes 303 amino acids. The transcript has 2 exons. The record is from RefSeq and is a predicted model, not a curated record. Lineage: Eukaryota; Apicomplexa; Conoidasida; Eugregarinorida; Gregarinidae.